This is a messenger RNA of Zophobas morio, 462 nucleotides long. RefSeq lists its product as uncharacterized. The record is from RefSeq and is a predicted model, not a curated record. Gene Ontology annotation, biological process: detection of chemical stimulus involved in sensory perception of smell; sensory perception of smell. Bases 1 to 462 code for a protein of 153 amino acids. The transcript has a single exon. Gene Ontology annotation, cellular component: plasma membrane. NCBI's taxonomy places the organism in Eukaryota, Metazoa, Arthropoda, Insecta, Coleoptera, Tenebrionidae. Gene Ontology annotation, molecular function: odorant binding; olfactory receptor activity.
AUGGCACAACUGAAAAACAUCAUGGCGAGUCUAGAAGACAAAAUAUUGUGGCCGAAAAACUCUCAACAACGGAAGUUAAUCGAACCAGGUGUGAAUUUUUGGAAAUUCACCUACAGAGGGUUUUAUUUUCCUGUUAUAUUUAAUUUGCUUAUGUGGGCUGUUUAUCCAAUUAUGGACGGUUCGGCGCAUGAAAGUAAAUUACCGUUCUCGGCUUGGUAUCCCUUCAGUACGAAAAAUUCACCAAGCUACGAAAUCACCUACUUCUACCAAAUAAUAGGUAUUUCGGUCCUUGCAAUAACUAAUUUGAACAUGGACACUUUUGUGGCGGCAUUGAUGAUGUAUGUUGGUAGUCAGUGUGAAAUUCUGUGCGAUAGUUUGAAAAAUUGUGGAAGAAGUGGUACUAAAAAUUAUAACACUAAUUUGAUCGAAUGUGUGAAUCAUCAUAGAAAAAUCAUUAGGUAA